Molecule: messenger RNA, 1224 nt
Organism: Rotaria sp. Silwood1
Lineage: Eukaryota; Metazoa; Rotifera; Eurotatoria; Philodinida; Philodinidae
Source: the annotation of a GenBank genome assembly
AUGUCUCAAUCAAAAAAAUUUGUAAAUCGUUCAUAUUAUAUUGAAAAUGUUUUGUUAAAUAAAUUGUUUGAUCGAUGUCGAUAUCGAUAUAAUAUAUCAUUAUAUAUGAAAUUUAUUAUUUGUAUAUUAAUAUUAUAUUAUUUAAAUAUGUUAUUUGGAUUUAAUAAUAAUAUAUGGUAUGAAAAAUCAUUUGAAAAUGAAUAUCAUUUAAGAAUGAAACAUAUUGAUGUAACAAAAAUUGAAGAAAAUGUUGAACAAGUUUUAGGUUUACCAAAUAAUAUUCUUCCAAAUAAAUUUAUAAUAAAAAAUAAAUAUUUAUGUGGUCGUUCAAUUGAUCCUGAAACAUUAAUUCAUCCACAUUUACUUAUAUUAGUUAAAUCAAAUAUAGAAAAUUUUAAACAACGACAAGCUAUUAGAAUGACAUGGGCAAUAAAACAAAUUUUAUUAAAUAAAAAUAUUCAAUUAGCAUUUGUUUUAGGUAGAAAUGUCGAUAAUACAAGUAUUGAAGAUGAAUCAAAUAAAUAUGGAGAUAUAAUUCAAAUAGAUAAUAUUGAUUAUUAUUAUUAUAGUUCAUAUAAAAUGAUAAUGAUGCUUCGUUGGAUAAGUGAUUAUUGUACAUCAAAAUCUGUUCGUUCACCUCAUAUAGAUCUUCGAAAAUAUGUUUUUAUUAUAAAUGAUAAUUAUUAUGUUGAUAUAGAUAAAUUAUUAAUAUAUAUAUAUUAUAUAGAUGAAGAUAAAGAAAUGACAACAUAUGAAAGACGAACAUUUAUAACAGGUGAAUUAAUUGAAAAAUCUCGUCCUCGAAGAUUUAUAAAUGAUCGUUGGCAUAUGUCAAUAACUGAUUAUCCAUAUGAUAUUUAUCCUCCAUAUAUAUCAACUGAAUGUUUUUUAAUGACACGUUAUAAUGCACGUUUAUAUUAUAUUGCAUCGAAAUAUACUCGUCUUUUUUAUUUUGAUUAUAUUUAUAUGGGACUUUUAUCUUAUUCAAUGUCAAUUAAUUUAAUUAAAAAUAAUCAACUUUUUUCAACAUCUUCAUCAUCAAAUCAUUUUUUAAAUAAUCAUCAAUAUGGAUUUUUAUCAAAAUUGAAAUUAUUCUUUAACAAUAAUAAUAAUAUUAAUUCAACAAAUAAAUCAAUUUGUAUUCGAGUAUAUCAUCCUCAAAAAUUAAUUGACAUUUGGAAUAAUAUUCAUCAAACAAAUAUUUCUUUUUCAUUUGAGUUAUAA